AUGUCGGUUAACGCUGCUAGCAUGCUGAAUAUUGGGGGCGAAAGGACAAGUGGAGAGUCCGUUCGUAAACAAAAUGUUCUCGCAGCCUGUUCAAUCGCUAACAUUGUUAAAACCAGCCUUGGUCCUGUUGGAUUAGACAAAAUGUUAGUGGAUGAUGUUGGAGAUGUUACAAUUACCAAUGAUGGAGCAACAAUCUUAAAACUACUUGAUGUUGAACAUCCUGCAGGAAAAAUUCUUGUUGAAUUAGCUCAAUUACAAGAUCAAGAAGUUGGGGAUGGAACAACUUCUGUUGUAAUAUUAGCCGCUGCAUUACUUAAAAAUGCUGAUGAAUUAAUUUCGAAAUAUGUUCAUCCAACAACUGUAAUCAAUGGUUAUCGAUUGGCUUGCCGAGAAGCCUGUAAAUACAUUCAAGAGCAUAUGGUGUUUGAUGUUAGUAAGCUAGGCAAAGCAGAGUUAAUUAAUGCUGCAAAAACGGCUAUGUCGAGUAAAAUUAUCAAUUUAGAUGCAGAUAAAUUUUCUAAAAUGGUUGUCGAUGCUGUUAUGGCUGUUGAAGUGAGUGGUGCUGGCAAAGAUCCAGUCUAUCCAAUAAAAGCAAUCAAUGUUUUAAAAGCUCAUGGAAAAUCAAUGUCAGAGAGUAUGCUGAUUGAUGGUUAUGCACUGAAUUGUACUGUUGCUAGCCAACAAAUGCCACGUAUUGUCAAGAAACCAAAAAUUGCCUUCUUAGACUUUAGUUUACAGAAAAUUAAAAUGAAACUCGGUGUACAAGUUGUUGUAAAAGAUCCUAGCCAGCUAGAAGCAAUUCGACAACGUGAAGCUGAUAUCACUAAAGAGCGUAUCCAGAAAAUCUUGAGUUCUGGUGCUAACGUUAUACUAACCACCGGUGGUAUCGACGAUCUGUGCAUGAAGUAUUUUGUUGAAGCCAAUGCUAUGGCAGUUCGACGAUGCAAAAAAGUCGAUCUAAAGAAUAUGGCAAAAGCUACUGGUGGUCAACUGAUUGUCAGUUUAGCAGAUAUGGAAGGUGAUGAAGUUUUUGAUCCAACAAAAUUGGGCACUGCAGAAGAAAUCUCUCAAGAAAGAAUAUGCGAUGAUGAAUUGAUUAUUCUAAGAGGUCCUAAAGUUCGACCAUCAGCAAGUAUCAUUCUGAGAGGUGCUAAUGACUUCUAUGUGGAUGAAAUGGAACGAUCUCUGCAUGACGCCUUACUGGUGGUUAAACGAGUUCUGGAGAGCAAACGUAUUGUCCCCGGUGCUGGAGCUUGUGAAGCCGCCAUAUCAGUUUACCUGGAAAAUUAUGCUGUUACUUUAAGCUCACGUGAACAACUUGCAAUCGCCGAGUUUGCUCGUGCUAUGCUAUCCAUUCCAAAACAGUUGGCUGUUAAUGCUGGUCUUGACUCGACUGAAUUACUUGCUCGUCUGCGAUCUUGUCAUUUUUCAAGUCAAACCAAAGCUGAUCAAGCGCAUUACAAAUGGUGGGGAUUAGAUUUAAAUAACCAACGUGUUGCUGAUUGUCGAGAAUUGGGUGUCUUUGAACCGUUAAUGUCAAAAAUUAAAAGUUUAAGAUUUGCAGCCGAAGCGGCUAUCACAAUUCUACGCAUUGAUGAUUUGAUCAAGUUAAGAGAAGAAAAACGACAAGAUCAUGAUGAUGAUUGUUACUAG
Molecule: messenger RNA, 1653 nt
Organism: Trichobilharzia regenti
Lineage: Eukaryota; Metazoa; Platyhelminthes; Trematoda; Strigeidida; Schistosomatidae
Source: the annotation of a GenBank genome assembly